Molecule: messenger RNA, 1350 nt
Organism: Fusarium venenatum
Lineage: Eukaryota; Fungi; Ascomycota; Sordariomycetes; Hypocreales; Nectriaceae
Biological process (GO): protein urmylation; tRNA wobble position uridine thiolation
Cellular component (GO): cytosol; cytoplasm
Molecular function (GO): thiosulfate-cyanide sulfurtransferase activity; adenylyltransferase activity; URM1 activating enzyme activity
Source: RefSeq, a predicted model, not a curated record
AUGGAGACUGUUGAUAAACUCCGAAGCGAAAUCGCAAAGCGAGAAGCUGAGCUUGUAGAUCUACGCUCCCAACUCGCAGCCGCAGAAUCCGAAGCUCGCGAGACUGAAACACAAGAGUCAUGGAAAUGGCCUCUUAACAACCACGAAUAUGAGCGCUACAGCAGACAAAUGAUUGUCCCCAAUUUCGGGCUCCAAGGUCAACUGCGCUUGCGAAAGGCCAAGGUACUGCUUGUUGGCGCUGGAGGUUUGGGAUGUCCUGCUGCGGCGUACUUAGCUGGCUCGGGCGUUGGAACGAUUGGCCUCGUUGACGGUGAUGAAGUUGAGGUUUCCAAUUUGCAUCGUCAAAUUGCGCAUUCAACCGGACGUGUGGGCAUGAGCAAGGUGCAGAGCGCAAUCACCUAUCUUCAAGAGCUUAACCCGACGAUAACUUAUCAUGCGUACAACACUCAUCUUACACCUCAAAACGCCCAGGAUAUUGUGUCCGAAUAUGAUUUGGUACUAGACUGCACGGAUCAUCCCACGUCUCGCUAUCUCAUCUCGGAUAUUUGCGUUCUUCUAUCAAAGCCUCUCGUCUCGGCGUCUGCAUUCCAAACAUCUGGCCAACUAAUCAUUCUUAACAACCCCCCUGGCAAAGGUCCCUGCUAUCGUUGUGUCUUUCCUACCCCGCCACCUCCAGACAGUGUGGUAGGAUGUGGUGAAGGCGGUAUCAUUGGGCCAAUUGUUGGUACUAUGGGUGUUUUACAAGCUCUUGAGGCGAUCAAGUUGAUUUCGAGAGGUGAUCUUGAGAUUCAUGGAGAAGCCAAGACACCCAUGCUGUUGCUUUUCACAGGCACCGCAGACACACCGUUCCGAUCUGUCAGGAUGAGAGGGAAGAGAAAGACCUGCUUGGCUUGUGGUGAUGAAAAUGGAUUGACGCUGGAAGAGCUCAAGACAUCAAUGGAUUAUGUCCAGUUUUGCGGUGUCAGACAACCAGUUCAAUUGCUUACCCCCGAAGAGCGAGUAACGGCAAAGGAGUAUGAGACGAUAUCAAAAUCAGGGUAUAAGAGCUUGUUGAUUGAUGUUCGAGAAAAGGAACAUUUCGACCUCUGCAAUAUCUCGGGUUCAAUCAACGUCCCCAUCAGUCGCUUCAUGAGCGCUCGUGGUGAGGCCACACCCGAAGGUUGGCCAAGCGAUCUAUCACCAUCUACACCCAUAUAUCUGGUAUGCAGAGUUGGAAACGACUCACAGAUUGCUGCGCAGAAACUCAAGUCUCUGGGUGUCGGAAACAAUGGGAAACGGUUCAUUGGUGAUAUUUCUGGCGGAAUCAAGUCAUGGAAAGACACUGUCGAUCCUACUGUACCUUUUAUAUAA